AAAACUGCUUUGUUGACGUCAUACCCUCGAUUUGAAAAUUACCCAGCAUGCAUUGGACUUUUCUCGUGAGAGUAGGCGCCAUUUUCGCGUGAUUGGAAAGGACAAUGAUGAUGUUCGAAGUUUUGCCACUUUUCUUCUCAUAUUUGUGUUUAUUUACGGCUUCCGCAGAACAUGCCGAACCAGAAUCUGUCCCCGAUCUUGUGUGUGAAAGGAUGCAGUCCCGAACUCUAGAAACCCCAACACCCAAGAUUGAGAGACUGCCGAUACUAGAGACACAACUACCAAGUGGAGAGGUGCUGCUGCUAUGGAAUCGCACUCACCCAGUUUUGCUGCAGCACAACUGCUUGAAACAAGUGGCACUAUAUGCAAGAUACAAAAUUUAUGUGACUCAAGAUCUGUUUAGCAGUCCUGCACAGCCGCUAAGUAUUAACCAAGCUUUGAUUGGUGAAACUGUUGCCAUAGUUACAGAUGCGACCUUCACCUCCCACCACCUGCUCCUGGCAAUCAAUGGACGGCCAUUUAUCUACAAUUGGACGUUAAAAAAUUUCAGUACAGCUGAACUGAAUGUGACAGGAAGUGGGGUCAUGUUGACAAAUUUGGCAGCAUUUCCUUGUUGCGAUGCUGUCAGCCUUUGGUGUAAGAGGAUGAACAUGGUGGCUCUAGGAUAUAAUGCUAAUUCGGCAACACUGGAGUUUGCAAGGUCACUGGAUGAGGGUCGUUCUUUCCACAUGACUAGAUUUGAAGGGGAGCAUCAGGGACCAUUGUAUGGGCUGACCGUCAUCAACUCUUUUUCGUCAGUUGUGGGACUGAUAAAACUGAAUGACACUGUAGUAAGUAUAGACAUUGCUGUACACAGAGCUCAGUCACAACAAAAGACUUAA
This is a messenger RNA of Lingula anatina, 881 nucleotides long. RefSeq names its product cation channel sperm-associated auxiliary subunit delta. Lineage: Eukaryota; Metazoa; Brachiopoda; Lingulata; Lingulida; Lingulidae. Gene Ontology annotation, cellular component: CatSper complex; sperm principal piece. The record is from RefSeq and is a predicted model, not a curated record. Gene Ontology annotation, biological process: flagellated sperm motility; sperm capacitation.